Ipomoea nil (Japanese morning glory) is the source of this 3508-nucleotide messenger RNA. RefSeq names its product protein MLP1-like. The transcript is spliced from 9 exons. The record is from RefSeq and is a predicted model, not a curated record. Bases 444 to 3227 code for a protein of 927 amino acids. NCBI's taxonomy places the organism in Eukaryota, Viridiplantae, Streptophyta, Magnoliopsida, Solanales, Convolvulaceae.
UGUUACAUACUAAAGAUAUAGAGAGAGAAACUGAGCAUGAGCUUUAGAGAGAGAGAGAGAGAGAAGAGUGGUAAAACAGCAGAGAUGCACCGCCACGGAUCUGUUCUAUUGUGUUCUCCAUACUCAUUCUUGAUUUCCAUUAACGAAUGUUCAAUGCGGAGCUUCUUCUGAAACGAAGGAGAGCUUUGAUUCCUUUCUGAGCUCAAUUGGCAUUUAAUUUUAUCAACCGAGUCAACUCGGUGAUACACUUCUUUCUCUCUCCCCUUCUCUCUCUCUCUGUCUCUGCUACAGUGUAGGAGUCGAAGUGGGUGGUUUUGGUUUCGGAAAAAGUGGUGAUCUUUGGGGUUAAUGGUUGAUUCCCGGCUGGUUUCGCCGGAGCUCUGGUAAGCUCCGGCGAGUGUUGGGGAAUUGGUUGAGGGAAAUGUGUGUUUGGUAGUUGAAAAAUGUUCAAGUCGGCGCGAUGGCGGAGCGAAAAGGGGAAGAUCAAAGGUGUUUUCAAGCUGCACUUCCGUGCAACUCAGGUAGCAGGGGAUGCAUUGAUGAUCUCUGUGGUUCCUGGUGAUGUUGGGAAGCCAACAGUGAAAUCAGAGAAAGCGACGAUUCGUGAUGGGAGCUGUUGCUGGGAGAAUGCGGUUUAUGAGACUGUGAAGCUGUAUAGAGAACCGAAAUCGGGGAAGAUUCAUGAGAGAAUCUAUAACUUUGUUGUUGGAACUGGUUCUUCGAAAUCGGGGGUUGUUGGAGAAGCUUCCAUUGAUUUCUCGAGCUAUGCUGAGGCGACUAAGGUUUCCUCGGUAUCUCUUCCACUCAAGAACUCGAAAUCCGGGGCUGUAUUGCAUGUAUCGAUACAACGAAUUCAUGAUUCUUUCGACCCGAGUAUUAUUCAAGAAAACGAGACUGCUAAACCUGAUGCCGAGGAUAGGACAUUGAAGGCUCAAAUAAGCAACGAGGAUAUGGAGGCAAGUUUCCGAGAAAAUUCUGUUGAUGAAACUCCAGUGAAUAAGAACAUUUCGGUUGUUGGCAAGUUGAAUGGGCGGAGGGCGUCUAGUGAAUCUGACAUCACUUUGUCAAGCUCGGAGAGCAGCUCGGGGCUUGAUACACCCCGGGAUCUUCGAACGAAGAACAGCAAUACCUGCAAAGACCAGACGGUUGGUGUGCCAGCAAUCGAAGAGCACGAGAGAUCACGGUGGGAGUGGAUGGGAGCUUCUACUCUCGAUGGUAGCACCGAUGACUCUUCGAGCACUUCUCGAGAGGCCAAUUUGAGAGGAUCCGAAGAGAUUCCAGACGAUGUCGAGAAGCUGAGAUCAGAGUUCGUUGCUUUGGCGAGGCAGGUAGAGGUGUCUGAGCUGGAACUGCAGACGCUUCGUAAGCAAAUCGUGAAGGAGAGCAAACGAGGGCAGGAUCUUUCGAGAGAAAUCGUUGUCCUCAAAGAGGACCGGGAUGCAUUCAAGGAGGAAUGUGAAAAACUUAAAGCCUCUCGGAGACGUUUAGAUGAUGCCAAAUCUAGAGACGAGUUGCUCGACCGAGGGGACGUUCAGGCUCUUGUUCAUGAACUCAGACAAGAACUCAACUAUCAGAAGGACCUCAACGCUAAUCUUCAGAUACAGCUCGAGAAAACGCAAGAUUCAAACUCUGAGUUGAUUCUUGCUGUUCGUGAUCUCGAUGAGCUGCUGGAACAGAAGAAUAAGGAGAUCACGAAUCUUUCUGGCAAUGAUGCUAACUCGAAACCCGACAUUAACAACGAUGAUGAUGAUGAACUGGAGCAGCUCGUGAGACAGCAUAGCGAUAUUAAAGAAGCAUACCUGCUGGAGCGAAAGAUCACGGACCUCCAAAACGAGCUAGAGAUCUAUCGAAGAGAUAAAGACGAGCUAGAGAUGCAGAUGGAGCAGCUCGCACUUGAUUACGAGAUCCUGAAGCAGGAAAACCACGACUUGCUGUAUCGAGUGGAACAAAGCCAACUUCAGGAGCAGCUGAAAAUGCAGUACGAAUGUUCAACUUCGUAUGCCACGGUGAGUGAACUCGAAGCCCAGAUUGAGUUCUUGGAGAACGAACUAAAGAAGCAAUCUAAGGAAUUCUCCGAUUCCUCGCUCACCAUUAGCUCGCUCGAGUCUCAAGUCAAGAGUUUGGAGGAGGAACUGGAGAAGCAAGCACAAGGAUUCGAGGCUGAUCUCGAGGCUCUCUCUCGAGAUAAAGUCGAGCAGGAGCAAAGAGCUAUACGUGCAGAAGAAGCACUGAGAAAGACACGGUGGCAAAACGCUAACACCGCAGAGAGGCUGCAGGAGGAAUUCAAGAGGCUCUCGGUGCAAAUGGCAUCCACAUUCGAGGCUAACGAGAAACUGGCGAUUAAAGCACUGGCCGAAGCCAAUGAGCUCCGCCUACACAAAACUCAUCUCGAAGAAAUGCUGCAAGCAUCAUCCGAGGAGCUCGAGUCCGAGAGAGAACAUUACGAAUCGAGAUUGCACGAGCUCACCUGUCAAGUCGAGAAAUCUUUAAAUGAAUUGAACAGCAUAACACAUCUUAAGGACGAGAAGGACAUGCUAGUUGGUAAACUCGAGUCGGAGAUAGGUACUCUUAGAGAGCAAUAUAACACUCGUUUUUCUGAGGAUGAAUCGGAGAAAGAUAAGUUGAGGAAGCAGGUGUCCCAAUUGAAGGGCAAUCUGAAGAAGAAAGAAGACGCAUUAAAUAGCUUAGAUAAGAAACUCAAAGAUGCAAACAACAAGCUCGCGUCUACUAAUGGAGCAAGAGCUGCUUCGAGGAACAAUAAAUUUGCAUCUGCUACCCAGGGUCUCAAGGAGGUUAAUAGUCUAAAGGAUAAAAUCAAAUUGCUCGAGGGUCAGAUCAAGCUUAAGGAAAAUGCUCUCGAGACCUCAACAAAUUCGUUUUUGGAGAAGGAGCAAGACCUUCAAAAUAAAAUUGAAGAGUAUGAAGCGAGACUAGAACAAAUCAAUCAGAAUACUGCAAGCAUUUGUGAACAGAAUCCCGAAAAGGUAGCUACAGAAGACUUAAGUCUGAAUUCUGGCAUGACUGAAACAGUAAAUAGCAGUGAGAAUGGUUUACUAUUGAGCGAAGUUACUUUACUGAGGGAGAAGAACUCAUUGAUGGAAGACGAGUUGAAGGAAAUGCAAGAGAGAUACUCGGAAAUAAGCCUCAAGUUUGCAGAGGUAGAAGGCGAAAGACAGCAACUUGUGAUGAAAGUGCGCAACCUUAAGAACGCAAAAAAGGGUCACUGAAUCAUCAACCAGAUUCUUUUGCUGCUGAAAGAUCUAGAUGCAAUUUGUAUUCAAGAAUUCAUUCAAGAAUGAAAAAGAAAAAAAAAAAUAGAGAAGGUUGUAUAUUUAUGAAAUACAUUCGUUCUUUGUUCUUUGUUCUUUGUUCUUUCCUCUCUUGCAUAUAGUAUGAUCUCCCUAUAGGAUAUAUAACAAAAUGACAGUAGCCUUACUCUGUAGGUAUAUACAAUGUGUAUCCACAGAUUUUGCAUAAUAUUGAUGCAGUUGUUAAUUGUUUGUGAUAA